Molecule: messenger RNA, 325 nt
Organism: Rotaria sordida
Lineage: Eukaryota; Metazoa; Rotifera; Eurotatoria; Philodinida; Philodinidae
Source: the annotation of a GenBank genome assembly
AUGGAAUUCGAUGAUGAUAUACAUUUUAAUAAUAAUAUCAGUGAUGAUAUCAAUGAAAAUCAUUCAUUAGAUGAAAUAAUUAAAUCAUCAAAUAUUGAUGAUGAUUCUCAUUUAUUAACUGAACAAACAAUAUUAAUAACUUCCAAUCGUCGACCUAUAAGAUCAUCAGCUAAUCGUCGAAUAACUGGUGAUAAUGAACAAAAUACAUCAUCAAAUAUAAAUGAACCUGAUCCUAAUGUCUUUCUUAUUUCAUCUGAUACAAAUUCUCAUAAUACAAUACGUAAAACAAAACAUGAUGUUAAACGUUUUGUUAUGUAUAUAGAUG